Fraxinus pennsylvanica is the source of this 2109-nucleotide messenger RNA. The record is from the annotation of a GenBank genome assembly. Lineage: Eukaryota; Viridiplantae; Streptophyta; Magnoliopsida; Lamiales; Oleaceae.
AUGAAAGGAAAGAUGAACAGCAAAGCAAACAGCAUGAAUCACCCUGACCACUCCUUCAUCGCCACUCCUCAAGAUCUGGAUCCCCAACCACCACCACUGCCACAGUCCGCCUCCGCCGCUACCACCCAACGUUACCAUCCCCAACCUCACCCAGUCCAAACUCAACCAACUCGCCGCCCUCGUGGCUUCGCAGCCACAAUGUCUAAUAAUACUAAUACAACCACCACUAGCACUGCCCCACCAAAAAGCAGGAAAGAAAGGGAAAAGGAAAAGGAGCGGACUAAGCUGAGAGAACGCCACCGGCGGGCCAUCACCAGCCGUAUGUUGGCCGGUCUCCGCCAGUAUGGCAACUUCCCGCUGGCUGCCCGAGCUGACAUGAAUGAUGUGCUCGCGGCCCUCGCCCGCGAGGCCGGGUGGAUUGUUGAGAUUGACGGCACUACCUACAGACAAUCCCCGCCUCCUCCUCCUGCUGCUAAUCUUCCUAACAUUAAUCAUUACAAUAACAAUACUUCCAAUAUGGGAGCAUAUCCAGUGAGGUCAGUUGAAAGCCCACUAUCUUCUAGCUCUUGGAAAAAUUGUUCCACAAGAUCUUCGGUAGACUGUCAGCCAUCAGAUCUCAGAAACAAUGAGACUCUAUCGCCGGCAUCUCUAGAUUCUGUUGUUGUUGCAGAGAGGGAUACAAAGUUUGAUAAAUGUACGAGUGCUAGUGCCAUCGAUUCACCUGAAUGUUUUGGAGCAGAACAGAUUGUGCAAGAUAUUCAUUGCGGGGAGCAUAGAAGUGGCUUUCCGGGAACCUUCUAUGUCCCUGUUUACGUGAGACUAGCUACUGGCUUAAUCGACAAUUUCUGCCAGCUAGUGGAUCCUGAAGGAAUUAAGGAUGAGUUACAGCAUUUGAAAUCUUUGGGUGUUGAUGGCGUUGUUGUAGAUUGCUGGUGGGGCAUUGUUGAAGGAUGGAAUCCACAGAAGUACAAAUGGUCAGGAUACAGGCAACUGUUUGACAUCAUUCGAGAGUUUGACAUUAAGUUGCAGGUUGUAAUGUCAUUUCAUGAAUAUGGAGGAAAUGAUUCUGGUGGUAUCUAUAUAACCCUCCCCCAAUGGGUUUUGGAGAUUGGAAAAAGCAAUCAGGAUAUAUAUUUCACGGAUCGUGAAGGAAGAAGAAAUACUGAAUGCCUUUCUUGGAGCAUUGACAAAGAAAGAGUAUUAAGGGGAAGAACUGGCAUAGAGGUCUAUUUUGAUUUCAUGAGAAGUUUCCGAACUGAGUUUGAUGAUUUAUUCGCUCAUGGCCUCAUUUCUGCUGUGGAAAUUGGACUAGGAGCUUCAGGGGAGCUAAAGUACCCUUCUUUUUCAGAAAGGAUGGGUUGGAGAUACCCUGGUAUUGGUGAGUUUCAGUGUUAUGAUAAAUAUUCUCUGCAAAAUCUUCUUAAAGCUGCAAAACUCCGUGGACACUCUUUCUGGGCCCGAGGGCCUGAUAAUGCUGGUUAUUAUAAUUCCAAGCCACAUGAAACUGGAUUUUUCUGUGAGCGUGGUGAUUAUGAUAGCUACUAUGGACGUUUCUUCCUCCAUUGGUACACUCAGGUCUUAAUUGAUCAUGCUGAUAAUGUUCUUUCCCUUGCGAACCUUGCAUUUGAGGGGACACAAAUAGUUGUUAAGAUUCCAGCAGUGUAUUGGUGGUACAAGACAACAAGCCAUGCUGCAGAGCUCACAGCUGGAUAUUAUAACCCUACCAACCAGGAUGGUUAUUCUCCCGUGUUUGAGGUCCUCAAAAAGCAUUCCGUGACAAUGAAGUUUGUUGUCCCAGGAUUGCAGGUUACAUAUCAUGAAAUUGAUGAUUCCUUGUCAGAUCCUGAAGGCUUGAGUUGGCAGGUUUUAAAUUCCGCCUGGGAACGAGGGCUCACUGUAGCUGGUCAAAAUGCACAAUCAUGUUAUGAUAGAGAUGGAUUCACAAGGCUUGUUGAGAUUGCAAAACCAAAAAAUCAUCCUGACCGCUGCCACUUAUCUUUCUUUAUAUUUCAACAACCUUUUCCUUCGAUUGAAAGAACUAUAUGCUUCUCAGAUAUUGAUUGCUUUAUUAAAAGCAUGCACGGAGAUCAGAGUAAUUCAGAGUCCUAA